Molecule: messenger RNA, 2580 nt
Organism: Xiphophorus maculatus (southern platyfish)
Lineage: Eukaryota; Metazoa; Chordata; Actinopteri; Cyprinodontiformes; Poeciliidae
Gene: ppp3ca
Product: serine/threonine-protein phosphatase 2B catalytic subunit alpha isoform-like
Exons: 14
Coding region: 253-1821 (522 amino acids)
Biological process (GO): calcineurin-NFAT signaling cascade
Cellular component (GO): calcineurin complex; cytoplasm; cytosol
Molecular function (GO): calmodulin binding; calmodulin-dependent protein phosphatase activity
Source: RefSeq, a predicted model, not a curated record
UCUCUCUUUCUCCACACAUCCUCCCCCACAUUAUAACAGCUUAGCGCGGCAGUAGUAGGUCCUGCAGCAUCCAGCAGCCAGCAUCCCUCUGUCCCUGCGUGGGGAGCAGCAGUCCUACCCGGCGCGACACCGUGUGAGUGAUGCCACAGCAUCAUCCGCAUUUCGACGCGAAAUAAUCGAGAGUAAAAUCCCGCAAAGGAGAGCUCGGGGUGAAGGGAAAUUUUGCUUCAGCCUCGAGGACGGCAACUGCCCAUGAAGAUGUCUAACGCUGACACCGUCUUAAACCCCACCGAUCGGGUGGUAAAAUCUGUCCCCUUCCCCUUGAGCCACCGCCUUACAAUGAAGGAAGUGUUCGACUGUGAAGGCAAACCUCGCGUAGAUCUGCUGAAGGCUCACCUGACCAAGGAGGGCCGUGUGGAGGAAGCUGUAGCGCUUCGAAUCAUCAAUGAGGGAGCAGCCAUCCUCCGUCAGGAGAAAACUAUUCUCGACAUUGAGGCACCAGUCACAGUCUGUGGGGACAUCCACGGUCAAUUCUUUGAUCUUAUGAAGUUGUUUGAAGUGGGAGGAUCGCCAGCCACAACACGGUACCUGUUCCUCGGGGACUAUGUUGACCGUGGCUACUUCAGUAUUGAGUGUGUUUUAUACCUUUGGUCGCUGAAAAUCCUCUAUCCAAAGACACUAUUUUUACUUCGUGGAAAUCAUGAAUGUAGACAUUUGACAGAAUAUUUCACCUUCAAACAAGAAUGUAAAAUCAAGUACUCAGAGCAGGUGUAUGACUCAUGUAUGGAUGCAUUUGACUGCCUUCCUUUGGCUGCACUCAUGAACCAGCAGUUUUUGUGUGUCCAUGGAGGACUCUCACCUGAAAUACACACCUUAGAUGACAUUAAAAAGUUGGAUCGGUUCAAAGAGCCACCAGCGUUUGGGCCCAUGUGUGACCUGCUCUGGUCUGAUCCUCUGGAAGACUUUGGAAAUGAGAAAACCCAGGAAUACUUCAGCCACAACACAGUGCGAGGUUGCUCCUACUUCUACAGUUAUCCAGCUGUUUGUGAGUUCCUACAGAGCAAUAACCUAUUAUCAAUUAUCCGAGCACAUGAAGCACAAGAUGCUGGUUACCGGAUGUACCGUAAAAGUCAGACAACUGGAUUCCCAUCCCUCAUAACCAUCUUCUCUGCGCCAAAUUACCUGGAUGUUUACAACAAUAAAGCUGCUGUACUGAAAUAUGAAAAUAACGUCAUGAACAUUCGACAGUUCAACUGCUCGCCACACCCCUACUGGCUGCCCAACUUCAUGGAUGUCUUUACUUGGUCCCUGCCAUUUGUUGGAGAAAAAGUCACUGAAAUGUUGGUGAAUGUGUUAAGCAUCUGCUCUGAUGAUGAACUCAUGAAUGAUGAAGAUGAGAUAUUUGAUGCCAAUGCAGCCGCGGCUCGCAAAGAGGUGAUCAGAAACAAGAUCCGUGCUAUUGGAAAAAUGGCCAAAAUGUUCUCAGUUCUCAGAGAGGAGAGUGAAAAUGUGUUGACGCUUAAGGGCCUGACGCCCACUGGCAUGUUGCCAAGUGGGGUUCUCUCUGGAGGCAGACAGACACUGCAGAGUGCCACCAUUGAAGCCAUUGAAGCCAUCGAGACGCAUGAUGAGGACAGAGAAGCUAUUCGUGGGUUCUCCCCCCAGCACAAGAUCACCAGCUUCGAGGAGGCUAAGGGCUUAGACCGCAUCAAUGAGCGCAUGCCACCUCGCAAGGAUGGGGUGAACCACGUGGGGCACUCCAUGGGCAAGAUGAAUAUGUCGGAGGCAAACGGCACAGAAGACAACAGCAACAUCCAGUAAUGUGUUCUCUGAGCCACGGAAACUGUGCCGCUGUUACAGUCAUGCAGGAAGACUUUGCUUAAUGGGAAAUUCAGGCCUCAGAACACAGAAAUCUAACAGGCCUACCGCUCGAACAUGAAACCUGCAGCAAAUCUAAACACUGGGCGAAAAGGUCAUUUAUUUCAUGACGGCAUGUCUUUGCACUGUUAGGGGGCGGGGGGAGCUGGGGUUCACAGCAAAGGGGCAGGGAUACAGAGAGACCCACAAGCUGCAGCAAAGAAGUGCUUUUGGAAGUUGUGUCCGACUGUAGUUCCCUUUCUCAAUUCGAUUACAGACUGAAUUGUUGGGAGUUAUUUUGCUGCAAGUGCUGACACACGUGUGCUCCUUCAUUGCAGGGCCUGACAGAAGACAUGAGUGCAGUAUCCAUAUCACAUAAUGUUUUAUAAAGUAUUUAUUAUGAAUCACUCACAAAUGCGCAUCAAAAGGAGAAUUAUCUACUUUAUCUUAUUGUUUUUGCUAGUAUUAGGUCACGUCACUUUGGGAGGGACAACACAGAAAGGAAAAAGAGACGCAAAUAUGUAAAUGUAUGUACCUCUUUGAACUCUGCAGCACGCCAUCUUACGGGUGAACUUAAAUUUAUUGAUUUACCUUGUUGUAAGAUGCUGCCAACCUGCUGAGAAAAAAAGAAGACGGGGUUCUCAUGUCACGGACAAAUCCACUGCAGACCCAGAUCCACCUUGGAUAUGUCUUAGUAACCUCCGGCAUUCCUUCUCUCCUCGA